Molecule: messenger RNA, 1918 nt
Organism: Anneissia japonica
Lineage: Eukaryota; Metazoa; Echinodermata; Crinoidea; Comatulida; Comatulidae
Product: isatin hydrolase-like
Exons: 2
Coding region: 87-986 (299 amino acids)
Molecular function (GO): arylformamidase activity
Source: RefSeq, a predicted model, not a curated record
AUUUACCCUGUACAAUCAUGGGAUUGUAUGACCCAACCCUACACAACAAUCUGUAGUUAGAUGAUUCUGUAUAUAUUAUCUUUAAGAUGCAGUUUUCAUGUGUUUUUACAGCCAUUCUCCUUGCCAUGCAGGGAAUAGGCUUAGUCAGAUGUGAACAUGGUGGUGAAAAAGAUGACAUUAUUGACCUGAGCUAUCCCUUUGACGGGAACACAUUAUUCUGGCCUGGGCAAGACCCUUUCGUGCAAACAAUUGGCUAUCGGGGAUCAACCGGGAAUAGUUGGUAUGAGACGAAUAGCUUCCAGAUGGGCGAGCACACUGGUACACAUUUGGAUGCCCCAGCACAUUUUUCAGAGGGAAAGCAGAGAGUCGAUGCAAUUCCAAAGGAACAUUUCAUUGGACCAGGUGUAAAGGUUGACAUUUCUUCCAAGGCGUCGACAAAUCCUGAUGCAUUACUUGAGGUUGAGGAUUUGAUGGCCUGGGAGAAAACAAAUGGUGAUAUACCAGAAGGCGCCAUACUGAUGGUGUUCACAGGUUGGGGUAAAUUCUACCCAGACCGUGCUUCGUACUUUGGUUCGGAUCGUAAUGACACUUAUAUUGACGCAAAUGGCACCUCUCUUCUUCACUUUCCAGGAAUCAGCCCAGAUGCAGCUGAUUGGCUAAUUGGAAAUCGUGACGUUGUUGGUGUAGGUAUCGACACACCUUCUCUCGAUUACGGCCAGAGCACUACUUUUUCUACCCACGUUAAACUUAUGGACGAAAAUAUUUAUGGCCUUGAAAAUGUUGCAAACCUUGAUAACAUGCCAACAUCGGGUAGUACAGUUUACGCUCUUCCAAUGCAUAUCAAGGAUGGAAGUGGUGCACCGGUCAGAAUUUUUGCCAUCGUUGGAGAUACCGAUACUAAUGGUGUCAUGAAGAGCCGACACUCUGCGACCUUUUGUCUUUUCAUAAGCAUCGCCUUAAUAGUCUAUAAUCAGUACCUCAACUAAUUUAAAUUAGUGGCGGCGCCAGCGGCUAUUACGGAAUGAGGUAGGCGGGAGGACAGACCCCGUCAGGCAACCCCCGUCUGGAUAAUUGUGAUAAACCUCAAGUGCAAUUUCCAGACAGAUGAAUAUUAAUUUUCCCGUAAUCCUGUGGGUCUAAAGGAAUCUUGCUCCUCUGUCGGGGACACUGAAUCGUGAAUCGUCGGGGAAUCUCUGGCGCCGCCACUUAUUUAUACCGUCUAUUCAGUUAUAGAAUUAACUUUCUACAGUAAAUUUGUCAUACCACAAAAAUGCUGUAAUGGCUAUCAAUAAUGGAGAGAGGAGGGAAAGUGACGUUGCUACUUGCAACACGUAGGCCUAUACAGUGGCGUAUCUAAAAACCAAAAAAAAAAACUCAGACAGCGAUUUGUUUUCGCGUCGGGUGUGUGAGUUAAACGCAGAGACGCGAUGGUUUGCGUCGGGGACAGUCGCGUCGUAGAAUAAACAUGUUUAAUAUUUCUCAUGACAGCUUAAGACUGUCCCCGACGAUGAAUCGCGUCGGGGGUGGGGGUGCUCGAUGAUUAAAUACAGUAAGCGGGCGCCAGCUCGCAAUGUAAGGUGAUAUGGUGAGUGUUUAACUACUAUAGUGUGAAUUUGUUGCUUCGAACAUUUUCAAUCGUUGGGUGGGGUGACUGGGAGGUGCGAACUUCUUCACUAUCCCCUCCCCCGCCGCCCUAGUUACGCCACUACGUCCAUAAUCUUUGUAUUCUUAAAUUUCCUGGUUGCCAAGGUAAUGACAUGUAGUAGGACUGUAAAAGGUCUGUUAAAUAAUGUUUAGGCUUAUUUUAUUUUAACUUGUGUGAUGCUUUCUUAGUUUGUAAUCUAGCAUUGGAAAUUGUUACAAGAAUUAUAUUUGUAUAUGCAUAAUCACAAUAAAAGUAGGCCUAUCUUGUUUCAUA